UGUUUGCAGAUAUACUGCCACAUUUGAUAUGCAAAUGCCCGUCGUUGCGUCUGUAUGUUAAAGAAAUAGAAAAGGUUUCUCGAUGUUUAUACAGUUGUAGAAACACGCGUAGGAUUUGGGGAGAAUAGUAAAAAUCAGUGGGAAAACGCCCGAAAGGAGAGAUUUUCCAAGUUAUUUCGAGUUCUCCCAAACUACAAGUGUUUGUAUAUAUUUGUAUAGCGUACACGGUAAAAAAUAUUUUCUAUUGUUUUUCUACCACAGGUCAAGAAAGAUACCGAGCGAUAACAAGCGCCUACUACCGAGGAGCCCUGGGUGCUAUUGUCGUCUACGAUAUCACGAGCACGAAGAGUUUCGAGAAUAUCGACCUAUGGAUUGACGAAUUACGACAACAUACGGACGAUAAGGUCGUUUUAAUGCUUGUAGGUAAUAAAGUCGAUCUACGUCAUUUGCGUGCAGUCGAAAAGGAGACGGCAUCCACUUAUGCCGCAGAAAACAAAAUGCAUUUUGUCGAAACUUCGGCACUGAACGCCAUGAAUGUCGACGUCGCAUUCGAGAGCACAUUACGCAAGAUUUAUGAGAUUGUAAGAGAACAGGAGAGUGACAGGAAUGAACACGAAAAUGAACAAGCUACGAUGCUGAAUACGAAAAUGAACGGAGAAAGUUCUGUGCGUUUAAAAGAAGACACAAAUGCUGAUAAAGGACGGCCAUCAUGCUGUUCUUAGUAAUGAUAUUGCUCUAAAAUUGUACAAAUUCGAAGGUUAAUAGUCUAAUCCGAUUUUGUGAAUCUUGUAUGGCUAAGUGUGUAUAUUUGAUAUGUAGAUGCAUGCAUGCAGUUUAUAUCUGGAACUAGAACUGCGAGAUUAGAUUAAAUAUAUACAUUCAAAUGCAUACAUUAAUUAACAAUUAUUCGCCGAAGGCGAGGUGAUUAUCGGUGAAUAAAAACCGAGACGAAGUCGAGGUUUUUAUUCACGAUAAUCACCGAGCCUGAGGUGAAUAAUUGUUUUAGUAUAAUUUCAUAGGUGAUUAUUUGGGAAAAAUAAGAAAAUACACAUUUCUUCGUCAUUUAAUUGACAAAAAGGCUUCGGCCGCCAUUUUGAAAAUCGCGUAGGUGAUUAUCGCGUAAUAAUCACCUCAACGGCAACCAAUCAGCGUGGAGAAUUUUCAAUAAUCACCUAAGUAAUUAUACUAAUUGCAUAUAAAGCAAAUUUGGUCUGAGAUUAAGCCGAAUCAAAGGAAACUGCAGAGGGACCUGAGUAUAUAAUUAUGUUACAUUCACAAAAAUUGAUAACAUGCAUAAAUGAGUUUUCAGUAUAUCUACUAGAUAUUAUCUAGGACCGACAAUCAUGCUCAUUUUGCCGCACAAAACAUCAAAAUGGGUCCGCAGUUUUCGCUACAACCCACCCUCCCAUGCAGUGCUGAAAAUGUCAUUAAAAUGUUUGACAUGAAUAAAAAUACAUCAACCGUGCACUCAACCAAUUGCCUCUUAAGAAUACAAUAAUCUAUAAAUGUCAUGUCAUUUAUGUCCUAAAAACGUGAUGUUAAUCUCUUUUUGACAGCGCGUAAAGAGUUUUAUAUAAUAACUACAGUGAAACACGCAAUUUGAUUGGUCAAUAGCCGUGCAGGAUCAGACUAUCCUACACGAGGAAUUAAAAUGCCUUCGCGGGAUUUUCGCGGGAUUCUCAAAAUGUCAUUGUUUCACUGUAGUUAUUUUAUAAAACAAUUACCAAAUGGUUUUCCAAGCAGGAUAGCGUGACCAUGCACUUGCGAUGUUGCUCGACUUUCGGAAAGUGUAAAAAUACACUCGCCUGCGGCUCGAGUAUUUUUACGCUUUCCGAAAGUCUCGCGACAUCCCUCGUGCACGGAUCACGCAAUCCUGCACGGAAAACCAUUCGGUAUUCCUUUAUUAAUAUCGUACUACACAGAUUUGUAUUUAACAAAUAUAAAACAUUUAAACAUGCAGUUAUAUCAACAUGAGUGGGAAUUGGGAAAACGAGAAAUUGUGUGGCACAAAGCACAAAAUUAUGUGGCAAUAGCACAAAGAAAUAGAAAGAAAGAAAUUUCCCAUGUUGAUAUUGAAUUAUAUCAACACGGCUCUUAGCCAAUCAGCGUUCAGAAUUUAUAAAUGCUAUAUUAUAAUUAAAUUACAAGAAAUUCUCUUCCAUCACUUUGCUUUAUACCAAUUCCACCUACCACGCAAAACGUCAGUCCGUACCAUAUAGAUAUCUUAUAUACACUAGAUAGUGCAUCUAAUUAUUCCGCAAUUCAAAAAUUGAAGCCGUGAUUGCAGUCUCAGGUCGUUCCCAUGAGAUGAGAAGAUUCGUAUGUUUUCUAUUUCUUAAACAGAGAACUUAAACAUUAAGUUAACCCUAUUCCAAAUAUGCUUUUAAACUAUUCAAAUGAUGAAAGCUAUUGUUGUUUUUAAGCGUUUAUUAGCAAGUGGGAACGACCAACAUGGCCGCCAUCUAUUCAAAUGGGGGUAACCGCUGGAAUAUUAUUGGCUUCAAUUUUACUAAAAGAGAUGCGCUAUCUAGUGUAGUAAGAUAUCUAUGGUCCGUACCCACCCAGUCGUUUUUUGAGUGGCAAAAUGAGUAUGGACGAAUUGUCCUUUAGUGCUGGUUAAUAGAAAUGAAAGACUAUUAAAUUAGAAUUGCGAGAAAGAGGCUUGCAUUUAUAUUACACUUUAAAAUUAAAGCCCACUAUGAUGAAAGAAACGUCCAUAAUGCAAA
Paramuricea clavata is the source of this 2726-nucleotide messenger RNA. The record is from the annotation of a GenBank genome assembly. Lineage: Eukaryota; Metazoa; Cnidaria; Anthozoa; Malacalcyonacea; Plexauridae.